Aphanomyces astaci is the source of this 1346-nucleotide messenger RNA. RefSeq lists its product as hypothetical. Lineage: Eukaryota; Oomycota; Saprolegniomycetes; Saprolegniales; Verrucalvaceae. The transcript has 2 exons. The coding region runs from base 14 to 1216 and encodes 400 amino acids. The record is from RefSeq and is a predicted model, not a curated record.
UAAGAAUUUGGAAAUGGUCGAUGCCGUCCUCGCACGGCUUGCGCAGAACAGUAUGUACAUUCGAGACGACUUGACUGACAACAAGCACCAGCUGGAUGCAGACAGUGUUAUCGACCCCACGGACCGCAGCUUUGGCAUCGAAAGCAGCAACUUGCUUCAGGAAUACUACCCCAAAACACCACUCAUGGACACUCCUCACAAGCCUACCCAUGGCUUUUUCGUCCUACCGGGCGACGUCGGUGAGACGAGGCAGACGACUGCUCCUCGGAGUGUGCAGCCCCCCCGUGCACGUGCAAAGAGUGCUCAUCCAAACAAUCGGCACCAGGUCCAUGACAUUGCCGUGCAUUUGCUCGUGCCGUUCGAAACGACAUUGGAUGUCUCAAUCAACUCUAGCAACAACGCACCCCCGUUCUCACCAACCCCUCCGGCCCCUCGAAGGGCAGGGGAGCUGGCGCCCCCCGAGGGCAAACCAAAGAAACCCCCUGUUCUAGAGCCAGCCAUGAUCCCCACUCCACGGCCGCCCCUAAAGAAGCAACCGCGACCUAGCACAGGGGGGCCAACACGGCGAAUAACCAAACUUCCGGACGACGUGUUUUGGUCGUCGUCGAAAAGGAUCAAUACCCUGGACAAUCGCCGACCCCGUGCGGCCCCGCGACCGUCUCUGAAACCCCCAAACACCAAGAAAUGCACGAGGCAAACAUUGUUUGUGGACCUGGUGCAACAAGUGCGCACCGACAUGGUCGUGGAAAUUGGCGAGAACCACACCUCGAUGAGAACGCAAGCGGACUUAGCACCGCCCAGCAGGCACAUGGCACCACCUCCAAGAACUACUCUGGAGGCUCCUCCGGCGGUAGUGCCGCAGAUUCUACCAAAAAAUCCAAUGCUUCGACCAGCCAGUGCCGACGCCACACGAUUGAACCAAACCCGUUCGACGAAAAUGCUCACAAAACGUCGACGAGAACUGCACGAGUGUAUCCUUAGCCACCGUUCAACGGCGCCAAAACCUCACGACCUGCCAGUGAAAAACCUCCUGCUCAAAAUGUACUGCGUGCUCGAUGAAUACCGUGGUCACGAAGGCCAGUUUGUGAAGCGGCUCAAGCAAAAGCCCGAGAUUCCCAUGCAGAAAAAGCCAACGCACAAGCCAAGCAGGCGCAACACCGAAGCUGCCGCGGUGACGCCACGUAUUUAUUCGUCCAACCAAGAAUGCUCCAAGUGACCAAGAAGGCCGUGCAUCGGCAUCGCGUUCUGGGUUACACCUGUGUACUGUACAGUAGUUGAAGUGGAUGGCCUGGUUGUCCGGAUAAAAAAUUGGCGGAAGCAAUCGGGAUAUCAAUGCACAACUUGAA